UGUCCUCCUCCAAGCCCUCCCUCCUCAGACCCAAGCGCUGCAGUCCUGGCCCAAGUAGGCUGGGGCAGGACCUCGGUGGGGAAGACAGGCGCAGAGGACAGCGGUGCCCACCUGUGAAAAUGCCCAUCCCGAAGAGCCUGAGGGUGGCAGACUCUAAGGUGCCCCGGGCGGGCACUCUGCCCCUGAGGUCCUCUCAGAAUCCGUUUGAGGAGGCGCCAGGGCUGGAGGAAGAGCACGGGGAGCUGGGCCCCCUGCCCAACGGAACAUCGUGUGGCCGCCGCGCCACCCUGGAGAAGCUGGUGGGCCUGGGCCCCUUCCGGCUGGGCUGGAGCCCAGGCCGCCGCGCAGGCAGCCCCGGGGACGGGCAGCCGCGCUCGUUCCUGGGCCGCGUGCUGGGCCCAGGGAUUCGGAGGAGCUCAGCGGACUUCGGCCUGCUCGCCCGGCUUCAGGGCACCCGGGCCCACGGGGACGAGGAGGCCGGGGACACGGCGCGGAGGCUGGCCUUCCUGCGGCUGGGGCGGGGGCCCAAGCCCCGGCGCGCAUCCCUGGCAGAGAGGGUGGUGCCGGCGGGUGAGGCGGCUCCUGAACCCCCACCCAAGGUCCCAGAGCCCCCGAAGAUGAAGGAGCCACUGUCAGUGCUGGAGAUCCUGAGCCUGAUCCAGCGGCGCGAGCUGGCGCGCGCCGACGAGCACAUCCUGGAGCUGGAGGCGGAGGAGCUGGCGUUGUCGGGCUGCGGCGCCCCGGGGCCCCCCCAGGCCGAGGGCCGCCGCGCGCGCGAUGGGGGCGCCCGGGGGCCUCUCCGGGCAGCUGGAGGCGCUGCGCUCUCGGCUGCUGGAGGACAUGGCCGUGGUGCGUGGCCGCCUGGCCCCCGCCUACCCCGCCGGCCUGGGCGCCUUCGGCGUCUACCUGCGCGGCUACCACGGUGCGCUGGCCGAGUGGCUGGGGGCCUCCGCCCGCCGCAGGCUGCCGCUGGCCGACCGCUACGCGCUGCUGCACUGGCACAACCAGGUGUACCCCAGGGAGGUCCUAGGGCUGGUGGACAUGGUCGCUCUGGAGAAUGGGGAGCUGGGGCCCCUCCUGUCCGCCGGCACUCUGCGGGGUCUGGAGGAUGAAUGUGUCACAGAUGUCAAGGCUCAGACCCGGGCAGCCCUGCUUCGGGUGCUGCAGGAGGACGAGGAACACUGGGGGGACCUGGAGGACCGGACCAGCGGCCUGGCCCAGGACGUGUGUGAGCUGCUGGAAGAGCACACGGAGCGAGCACCCCGCAUCAGCCAGGAGUUAGGGGAGCGCAUGGCACACUGCUGUCUGGGCGGGCUGGCAGAGUUCCUGCAGAGCUUCCAGCAGCGCGUAGAGCGAUUCCAUGAGAACCCGGGAAUCCGGGAGCUGCCGCCUGACACCUACAUCAGCAGGACCAUCGCCCUGGUCAACUGCGGGCCCCCCCUGAGAGCUCUGGCCGAGCGCCUGGCCAGGGUAGGGCCCCCCGAAAGUGAGCCGGCCCGGGAAGCCUCGGCCAGCGCUCUGGACCGCGUGACCCGGCUGUGCCACCGCGUCCUGGCCGACCUGCUCUUCCAGGAGCUGCAGCCGCACUUCAACAAGCUGAUGCGCCGGAAGUGGCUGAGCAGCCCGGAGGCGCUGGACGGCAUCGUGGGCACUCUGGGCGCGCAGGCCCUGGCGCUGCGCAGGAUGCAGGACGAACCUUACCAGGCGCUGGUGGCCGAGCUGCACCGGCGCGCGCUGGUGGAGUACGUGCGGCCGCUGCUCCGCGGGCGUCUGCGCUGCCGCUCCGCGCGGACGCGCAGCCGUGUGGCCGGAAGGCUCCGGGAGGACGCGGCGCAGCUGCAGCGGCUGUUCAGGCGGCUGGAGUCCCAGGCCUCGUGGCUGGACGCUGUGGUGCCACACCUGGCCGAGGUGCUGCAGCUGGAGGACACCCCCAGCAUCCAGGUGGAGGUGGCCGUGCUGGUGCGUGACUACCCUGACAUCAGGCGGAAGCACGUGGCCGCCCUGCUCGAUGUCCGUGGCCUGCACAGCACAGCUGCCCGGCAGGAGAUCCUGGCCGUGGCCCGGGACCUGGAACUAUCUGAGGGCGGAGUGCUGCCACCCCCUCGGGACCACGCUUUCUUCUCCGACAUCCCCGUGCCUCGCCCGUCCUUCUGCCUCGGCCUCCCGCUUGUGCUGGGCCGCCUGCCCCUCUCCCGGCUGGCCAGGCCCAGCUUGGCCUGUCUGCCCCUGCGGCCUCGGCCCCUGUCACCACGGAGGCCCCGGGCCCAGCGCUGAGGGUCUCCCAGCUGUGCCUCAGUGUCCCCAACUUGCUGCUGGUGGCCCCGCCCCGUGACGCCAUGCCUGGGACAGAGCCUCGUGGGGCAGGAUCCUCAGGGGUCAUCUUACCCAUCCCCAAACUCCCCUCCAGAAGGACACAAAGGCCAGCGGGAGUGGAGAUUCCCAAGGCCACAGAGGCAUUCUGGCUCCUCCCCUGCGUGGUCCAGGGUGGCGGUGGCAGUGGCCGUGGCGUGGCGUUCUGGAAACUCAACAGAAAUAUCCCAGCCCCCCUCCCCCAUCUCAAGGUCUGGCCCAGACCCAGCGUAUUAAGGAAUGUUCGAUACUUAGAAUAAAGAGGUUUCUAUUUAACACUA
Chinchilla lanigera (long-tailed chinchilla) is the source of this 2630-nucleotide messenger RNA. It is a transcript of the gene Exoc3l2, whose product is annotated as exocyst complex component 3-like 2. Gene Ontology annotation, molecular function: SNARE binding. The record is from RefSeq and is a predicted model, not a curated record. NCBI's taxonomy places the organism in Eukaryota, Metazoa, Chordata, Mammalia, Rodentia, Chinchillidae. Gene Ontology annotation, biological process: exocytosis; exocyst localization. Gene Ontology annotation, cellular component: exocyst.